Miscanthus lutarioriparius is the source of this 1323-nucleotide messenger RNA. The record is from the annotation of a GenBank genome assembly. NCBI's taxonomy places the organism in Eukaryota, Viridiplantae, Streptophyta, Magnoliopsida, Poales, Poaceae.
AUGGCGCGCUGCUCCGUUGCGAAACCGUUCUGCGCCACCACCGCGACUCCUCGCCUCUCUCGUCGCGGCCGGCAUCUCUCCGCGAACGCCACCACCCCGGCCAUGUCCACCAGUAAAUCAGGGUUGCCGGCCCUAAGCAAACCGGCCAAACCACCGCCGCCACCUCUCCUCUCGCGUCCGAAGCUCCCCGUCCCCACCAACACCGCCACUGACACCACCAGCGGCAAGGAUUGCCCCAAGAAACCACCGCCGGAAGCUACUCACUCGCAUCCGUCCUCGUCAGCGGCCGGCGACGUGCUCCGCCUGAUGGACGCGCUGGGCAUCCCGCCCGACGAGGACAUCUACAUAUCCCUCCUCAGGGAGUGCGCCGACGCGGCGGAGGUGGCCUCCGUGCACGCGCACAUAACCGCGCGGUGCGCCGCCGACGGACUCCCGUCGCCGGUCGCCAACCGGGUGCUGCUCUCAUACGCCGCGUGUGGGGAUAUCGAAGCUGCACGCCGGGUGUUCGACCGAAUGCCCACGAGGAACGGCAUGGCGUGGGCGACCAUGGUGUCCGCCUACUCGGAUGGUUGCUUCCAUCGUAAAGCAAUGCGUCUGUUCGCCCACAUGUGCCACAGAACGCUGGUCCUGGAUGGCGAUUGCUGUUCCCAUGUCAUCGUGGCCGUGCUGCGGUCGUGUACUCGUGUGGGCGAACUACGUCUCGGCGAGCAGGUACACGCUCUCGUCAUCAAGAAAGGCAGGGUCCGCGGUGACAUUGGUAGCUCGCUAGUGCAGCUGUACUGCGAGAGCGGCGGUCUUCACAGAAGCGCGCGGCGAGUUCUCGUGAUGAUGAUGCAGCACCAUUGUCAGGAACCAAUCCCUGAGGCGGCCUGGACGAGCCUGAUCACAUGCUGCCACCGAGACGGCCAGCUGAACGAGGCCAUCGACGUCUUCAGGGACAUGGCGUCCUCUGGCGUUCCAAGGAGCAGCUUCUCCCUGUCGAGCAUCCUCGCCGUGUUCGCGGAGUCACAGCACCAAGGGUGCUGCGGGCAGCAGGUGCACGCCGACACCAUCAAGCGUGGCGUGGACACGAACCAGUUCGUUGGCUCUGGGCUGGUACACAUGUACGCCAAGCAAGGGCAGCUGGCAGAUGCCGCCAGGGCGUUCGAGGCAAUCGGUGGCAAGCCUGACACCGCGUGCUGGAGCGCCCUUGCCAUGGCGUAUGCUCGCGGCGGACGGUACAGAGAGGCCACCAGAGUCAUGUAUCAGAUGAAAGCUGCCGGGGUGAUUCCAUCUGAAGAGAUGGCCGAUGCGGUCAGGUUGGCCUGUUUCAGAAGAUCGUGA